GCAGGUCUUCGGGAGCGUUAGGGAUGUGGGUAGGACUGGUAGGUCAAGACCUGUCGGUUUCUCGAAAGUGGUGGAACUCCAGAGAAUCUCUCAUUUCAGAAAAGGGGCCGAGGUGUGAAUAACAGCUGACGUGAAGAUGAGCAGCUCAGAGGAGGUGUCCUGGAUUUCCUGGUUCUGUGGGCUCCGUGGCAAUGAAUUCUUCUGUGAAGUGGAUGAAGACUACAUCCAGGACAAAUUCAAUCUCACUGGACUCAAUGAGCAGGUGCCUCACUAUCGACAAGCUCUAGACAUGAUCUUGGACCUGGAGCCUGAUGAAGAGCUGGAAGACAACCCCAACCAGAGCGACCUGAUUGAGCAGGCAGCCGAGAUGCUUUAUGGAUUGAUCCACGCCCGCUAUAUCCUCACCAACCGUGGCAUCGCCCAGAUGUUGGAAAAGUACCAGCAGGGAGACUUUGGCUACUGUCCCCGUGUGUACUGUGAGAACCAGCCAAUGCUUCCCAUCGGCCUUUCAGACAUCCCAGGUGAGGCCAUGGUGAAGCUCUACUGCCCCAAGUGCAUGGACGUGUACACACCCAAGUCAUCGAGGCACCAUCACACGGACGGCGCCUACUUCGGCACCGGUUUCCCUCACAUGCUCUUCAUGGUGCACCCCGAGUACCGGCCCAAGCGGCCCGCCAACCAGUUUGUGCCCAGGCUCUACGGUUUCAAGAUCCAUCCAAUGGCCUACCAGCUGCAGCUCCAAGCCGCCAGCAACUUCAAGAGCCCAGUCAAGACGAUUCGCUGAUUCCCCAUCCCACCUGUCCCUCAGUCUUUGACACCUCCGAUCCUUUGCUGCAACCCUUUCAGGAACCCUCUAUGGUUUUUAGUUUAAAUUAAAGGAGUCAUUAUUGUGGUGGGAAUAUGAAAUAAAGUGGAAGAAAAGGC
Ailuropoda melanoleuca (giant panda) is the source of this 924-nucleotide messenger RNA. It is a transcript of the gene CSNK2B, whose product is annotated as casein kinase 2 beta. The transcript is spliced from 7 exons. Gene Ontology annotation, cellular component: cytoplasm; protein kinase CK2 complex. Gene Ontology annotation, molecular function: protein kinase regulator activity. The coding region runs from base 137 to 784 and encodes 215 amino acids. Lineage: Eukaryota; Metazoa; Chordata; Mammalia; Carnivora; Ursidae. The record is from RefSeq and is a predicted model, not a curated record.